This is a messenger RNA of Volvox carteri f. nagariensis, 1269 nucleotides long. RefSeq lists its product as uncharacterized. The transcript is spliced from 8 exons. Gene Ontology annotation, cellular component: chloroplast envelope. The record is from RefSeq and is a predicted model, not a curated record. Lineage: Eukaryota; Viridiplantae; Chlorophyta; Chlorophyceae; Chlamydomonadales; Volvocaceae. Bases 1 to 1269 code for a protein of 422 amino acids.
AUGCCGCUGCUUCAAGGCGAAGAGACGCCGCGCUGGAAGCAGCGGCUGCAAAAUGUCCAGACUUUCGUCGUUGAGAACUACCUCCCCAUAGCCUUUGCCGUGGCAUUGACCUUUGCGCUGGCGUAUCCUGUGCCUGGCCGCUUCUUGGUAAACAUCGUGGUGGCAAACAAUGUCCACAUCAUCCAGGAAGUCAAUAUGGCCAUCGUGUUCUUCAUCAGCGGUCUGGUCCUCAACACCUCGGAGCUGCGGAAAGCCAUGGGUCGCGACAGCUGGCCCGCAGUGGCGUUCGGGUUCGCCAUGAUCUUGCUGGUCACACCCGCCCUGGGUUUCGCCAUGAGGGAGAUACCCCUGACGCCGCCGGCGUUCUCUGUGGGUCUGACCAUCUUCUGCCUGGUGCCCACCACCCUGGGUAUCGGCGUUGCCCUGGUUCGCUCGUGUCGGGGCAAUGAGGCCAUCGCCCUGCUGCUGACGGUGGGCACCAACAUGGUGGGGGUGCUCACCAUGCCCCUCUACCUGAAGCUCCUGUUCCUGAACUUCGACACGGGGGGGCUGCGGCUCAACGUCAACAUACCCGACCUGUUGCUAAAGCUGACUCUCACCAUCUUGGUGCCCAGCGUGCUGGGCAAGCUCCUCCGUGAGCUGUCGCGCCCCGUGGAGUCCUUCGCCAAGCAGUACCGCACCCCCCUCUCCAUCACCUCCACCACCAACCUGGCCUGCAUCGUGUGGCAGACCCUCAGCGGCGCCCGGGACCUGCUGUUCCAGCAGCGGGCGUCCAUGAUCGUGUCCGUCAUUGUGCUCAGUGCCGCAGUGCACGUGUUCUAUCUGGUGGUGAACCACUUCGCGGUGAAGUUCUUGUUCCAUCCCCCCCUCCCCGAGCACGUGGCUGUGGUGGUUAUGGCCUCCCAGAAGUCCGCCCCAGUAGCGGUGACCCUCAUCUCCUACGUCACCUCGCUGCCCGCACAGCAGGGGCUGCUGGCCAUACCCUCGGUGGUCGGGCAGCUGAGCCAAAUAUUCAUCGGGGCGGCGCUGGCCAAGUACAUUGCACCGAUAGUCGAUCGGGCAGUCAAGGCAGCGAAAGCCAGCUCGGCGGCAAAGGCAGCGGCGGUAGAUGUGGCCAAGGAUUCGGAGCUGGGCGCCGCCACCACCGCAACAGACACAGCUGCGGACCCCACCGCCGCGGCCGCCGCCGUCGUCCCCGAGGUCAAGUGCACAUUUGCUGAGGCCUCCGCUGAUCUGAUCUGGGUCAUGCUCGGACUGUCGUACUCGUAA